CCUUUAUCCUGGUAUCAACAGGCAACCUGCAGCCGCACCACUGAUUUCCGCGUUGGGUGGUGUGUACUCGUACAAGACUUAGAAGCUGAAGUACCUCAAGACCAGUGAACAAUGUUUGCUGCAAGAAGAUUGGUGAUUGCUGCCCAUGCCCAGCACAAAAGCUUCAAUUUCUUGCUGAAAAAGCUUCAUGUCUCAGCUCCUCUAUCAAAGCUAGACCUAAAUGGAGUUUACCCACCAAUAUCAACCCCUUUCACCAGUGAUGGAAAGGAACAGAUGGACUUUGACAAACUGGAAUCCAAUUUGAAUGUUUACAGCAAAUCUCCACUAAGGGGGUACCUGGUGCAGGGCAGCAACGGCGAGUACGUGUACCUGUCGCCGGAGGAGCGUGUGGAGAUGGUGCGCCGCGUGCGCCGCGCCGUGCCGGCCGACCGGCUGGUGCUGGCCGGCUCGGGCUGCGAGGCCACCGGCGAUACGGUCCGCCUCACCGCUCAGAUGGCCGAGGCCGGCGCCGACGCCGUCGUCGUCGUCACGCCCUGCUACUACAAGUCCGGCAUGACGGACGCGGCGAUGGUGGCGCACUACACGGCCGUGGCGGACGCCAGCUCGGUGCCGGUGGUGUUGUACAGCGUGCCGGCGAACACGGGCGUGGACCUGAGCGCGGCGGCUGUGGCGCGGCUGGCGCAGCAUCCCAACAUUGUCGGCAUCAAGGACAGCGCCGGAGACAUCAGCAAGCUGGCUCUUAUGGUACACCAGACCAAGGGCGAGAACUUCCAAGUGCUGGCCGGUUCGGCUAGUUUUCUGCUUCCAGCCCUGCUAGUGGGCUGCGUGGGCGGCAUCUGUGCGCUGGCCAACGUACUGCCGGCCGAGGUGUGCCAGCUGCAGGCGCUGUUCGAGGCCGGCCGACUGGAGGAGGCAGCCGCCCUGCAGCGUCGCCUGGUGGCGCCCAACGCCGCCGUCACGCGGCAGCUGGGCGUGCCGGGCCUGAAGGCGGCCAUGGACGACCACGGCCUGUACGGCGGCCCUGUGCGCGCGCCGCUGCUGCCGCUGCCGGACGCCGAGCGACAGCGGCUGCGCCAGGUAUUCGCCGACGCCGGGUUCCAGUAGGCGGGGGUCGGCAGUGGAGCUGCAGCCGGCGACGGGGGUCUGCCAGGCAGGGGCCGUCAACGCUGGGGUUCGGUAGGCGGGGGUCGGCAGUGGGGCUGCAGCCGGCGACGGGGGUCUGCCAGGCAGGAGCCGUCGACGCUGGGGUUCAGUAGGCGGGGGUCGGCAGUGGAGCUGCAGCCGGCGGCGGGGGUCUGCCAGGCAGGGGCCGUCGACGCCGGGUUUCAGUAGGCGGGGGUCGGCAGUGGGGCUGCAGCCGGCGGCGGGGGUCUGCCAGGCAGGGGCCACCGACGCUGGGUUCCAAUAGGCGGGGAGUCGGCAGUGGGGCCGGCGGCGGGGGUAUGCCAGACAGGGGCCACCGGCGCUGGGGUUCAGUAGGCUGGGGUCGGCAGCAGGGCCGGCCGCCAGCGCCAGGGGUCCGCCGGACAGGGGCCGCCGACGCCGGUGGACGUUGUGUCGGCGCCGUAGAUGGUCUGUGAUCGGCUGGCCAGGUGAACGGGACCAUGACCACCAUGAGUGAGCCGGGAUAAAAGGCUGAAGAGCUAGGUCAGCGGCCUGCUCGGCCGAUGUUUGGUGAGCUGUGACUUUUGACGCUUGUACGAAUACAGCACGGUGCCGUAUUUUUCAGCGGGGAGUAAUGCCUCCUAUAUUUGUACAAGGACGCUAUUUUGUACAUGGGUAUAUUACAACCGUGGGAUGGAACCCGUGAGUACAGUGGAGUAAAUCUUGGGGGAAACAAGAUGUAUGCCUCAGGGAACUAGCGCAUUUGAUGCUACCCCAACAGUGCAUGGUGUGACGAGAAUGGAUGUGGUUUGGACGAGUGCCAAACCGACCUGCGAAAGAUAACAUAUAGUACCAAGCUCGCUGAACUUAGUGCAAUAUCAUGCUAACACGUUGAAUAUAUUGCCGGAUAACAAA
Pollicipes pollicipes is the source of this 2019-nucleotide messenger RNA. RefSeq names its product 4-hydroxy-2-oxoglutarate aldolase, mitochondrial. Gene Ontology annotation, molecular function: 4-hydroxy-tetrahydrodipicolinate synthase activity; (R,S)-4-hydroxy-2-oxoglutarate aldolase activity. Gene Ontology annotation, biological process: glyoxylate catabolic process. NCBI's taxonomy places the organism in Eukaryota, Metazoa, Arthropoda, Thecostraca, Pollicipedomorpha, Pollicipedidae. Gene Ontology annotation, cellular component: mitochondrion. The record is from RefSeq and is a predicted model, not a curated record. Bases 112 to 1104 code for a protein of 330 amino acids. The transcript has 6 exons.